Molecule: messenger RNA, 2886 nt
Organism: Aplysia californica (California sea hare)
Lineage: Eukaryota; Metazoa; Mollusca; Gastropoda; Aplysiida; Aplysiidae
Product: nucleolin
Exons: 14
Coding region: 140-2473 (777 amino acids)
Molecular function (GO): nucleic acid binding
Source: RefSeq, a predicted model, not a curated record
AAUUUUAGGACGUUGGCUCGAGCUCGAACGAAACGAACGAACGAAGGAAGCCACCAGCUCAACCAACUUACGGUUUACGCUAAGAUUAAGUGCUAAAACUCGAAACGAAAGAAAGUGCGACACUGGUUUUUCUGUCACAAUGGCUGAAAGCGGGGAAGAAGUGAACAAAGAUGUUGAACUGAAAAUAGAAAAUGAAGAGGAGGAAAUUGAGAUGUUACAAGAACAAGAAGCUGAAAGCCUGUUAGAAAUUGCUCCAGAGGAAGACGAAUCCAAUAUCAAAGAAGUUUCUGAAGUACUUGAUACUUCUGAGGAUGUAAAUAAUGAAGCAGAAGAGGAAACUACGUUUGAUCAAGGAAAUGAAGAUUUAUUGGACGCCGAAGGAGCAUAUCUGAAUGAGGAUGGUGAAGGUGAUGGAGGCGACACGAUUGAAGGAAGAGAUGAUGAUACUGGAAAAGAUGUAGAGGAAGAGGAUGAAGAAGAAGCUGAAGAGGAAGAGGAGGAAGAAUUGGAGGAAGAAAAGACAGAGAAAAAAAUUGUUGACCCAAAUGUCAUGCCACAAGUGAAUGUGGCAGUUCUUGCGAAGCGAAAGUGGCAAGUGAAAGUAUAUCCUUUGAAGCCUGCAGACUUCACAAGUGGAUUAAUCGCCAGAGUCUUCAAGAGUGCAAGAGAAAGUCUGUUGUAUCUCAUGACAGGAGAGUUUUCAAGAGGAAAAGGAGAAAUGUAUAUCCAGUCUGUGACUGAGAGCAUACGAGUUGUACGCAGUCUGAUGACCUUGGAUUCACACUUUCAAGAAAUCAAUAUUGAAGUUAUCAGAAAAAAUGCAGAAGGUGUCAUUCAAGAAAAAGCGUACAUGAGGUUUGAUACCAAGAUGGUGCGGAUGCUGUUUGUUGCCAUGACAGCUGGUCCUCUAAAAAAUCAGGGUCAUUUAUUUGGCAGGAAGAGGGAAAGAGUGAUUGGCUCAGUUUUCGUGAAAAACCUGCCACCUGGCACCACCAAGAAUAUGUUGAGGGUCAUGUUUCCAUUUGCUCAAGAAAUCAAUUACAAUCCCGAGAAGUACACAGAUGGCACUGCCCGUCUGGUCCUGAAGACACGCAGCACAGUCAUCCCAUGCUUGAAGGCUUUUGCAAAAGUGGAGCUUGGAGGAAACAUCCUUGAACUUCACCCCCUUGAAAAAAAGAAACCACCAGCAGCAAAGGAUGAAUCAGGGUCCAGGCGCAGGUCUUCAUCUCAAACAGUGGAAAAAGAGGGAGCCAAGACAGAAGGAUCGGGAAGCAAGUCUCAUGCAGACAGCAAGUCCUCAGAAGACGGAAAGAGGGAGCCCUCUAAGAGCAAGGAGCAAGUCUCAUCCAAAUCUGGGGAUAAAAAGGAAGAAAAAGACAGCCCAAAAAAGAGAGAAUCAUCCUCAGCUUCUUCAAAGAAAGAGGGAGAUUCAAAGUCACCGCAAGCUAAGGGGAAAGAGAGAAGUGCAAGCUCCCAACAGAGGCGGCCUGGUUUUGGGAAUCUGAAGAACCGCACAGGACCCUAUAAAAAAUUCCCUCCCACUCGAGAUACAUUCAGGAGAAGCAAAGAUACAGGAGGACCGAAGAGUUUUGGGGAUAACAGAUCUGGUUUUAGGAAGCCAGGCUUGGCUGGAAAUCGAUUUGGCAACAGAACAGGUGGACCCCAGAGGUCGCAGAAUUUUGCUGGUGGGAGCCGCAGUCUAGGGUCUGGAAUGCGCAGUGGGAGGGGAAGCAGAGGGACCAACGACAGGAGAUUGAGUGGCAGUCUAAACGUCGGCGCAGAGCUUGCUGCCAAAGCGGAGGCCACAAAGGACAUGAUGAUUCUGCAGAGCCAACUGAACAUGGCCAUCAAGAGUCAGCUGGCCAUGCUGAACCAGACCCAGAUGGCCGUGGAGCAGGCUAAGAGAGGAGCCAGCAGCGUGGGGCUGGGGGGUGGCCUCAGCAUGGCCGGCUCUUCAGGUGUUUUGGGCGGAAGCAGCUAUGGGAUGUCCCAGCUAGCUGAACAGAGCAGAAGAGACCCAGUUGGCGACAGAGGCUAUGGCGCUCGCAGCAGGUCGCGGGACAGAGGGGCCAACAUGGAUGAUUCUGCAAAUUGGGCUUUUGGCAAGAGGAGUGCAGCCCAGGCUGAUCUGGGUGACGACUACGGUGACGCUGGCUACGUGAGGAAGCGCAGCUCAGGGAUGAGGAAUCGCGGAGGAGGAGGAGGCCGCUACGGGCAGCAGAAUCGUGGUAUGGGACAACAGAGUCGGGCUUUGGGACAACAGGGCCGAGCCUUUGGAGGAGCAAACAGGAGUGGUUCGGAGGCCUACGACGAGGACUCCUACAGACACGAUUCCUAUGCUUUGCGAGAACAAGCUGAAGAUCCCUACAGUUAUGGUCCUACUGGCAGAUCAUUUGGCGGUGGGGCUUCUUUGGAUAGCAGUGCGCGUUCUGGGAACUAUGACAGUGAAGGUUAUGGUGCCUACAGAUACUAGUGGUACAGACUUGCAUUUUUGGUUCUUUAGUAGGCCUGAUUCACAUUUCCGGACCACCUGAGUCAUGCCUAAAUAAAAAUUGGGGGGACUCAUGAUGCUCAUAUUUUUGUUUUGUUUUGAUGUUUAUGGAAAGGCUCCUUAUAUAUAUUGAUCUGUUUUGUUGCCUGCUGAAUAUUUUUUUAUCCCCGGGGAGCUCCUUUUAAAGACUUUGAUGGUGUUGUUUGUUUCCUGUAUUCAGUUCAAAAUUUUUGCCCUCCUGGGGGGGGGGGUUUACUACAUGUUUUAUGAAGCCAUUCUUACAUUGCCUUGUGUUCAUUACAUUGUAUUAUUGUGCAAGGCGCUUAUUUUGUUCCCAUGAUGUUGUAAAAAUGUUCAAAUGAAUAAAGUGACACUGAUUUUAUCAAAACAAAAUA